CAUUCUCCUCAAGUUGCCAUAGCAGCCUCUCUCCUGAUGAGCAGCUUCUCCUGGAGCCCUCAGCCGGGAGGGAGGGACGUCAUUGUUUGCUCCUGCCCUUGCGAAGAAGAGACUGACUGGACAGAGAACUUUCCCGGCCCAGGGUCCACACACCGAAUGGGUGCACCCAUGGGCACGUGGCCGGACGCCUCCUGCUGCCUCCAGUGGGGUGUUGGGGUGGGUCCCCACAGCCAGAGAGGGUCCUCUGGGUGACGGGGGGAAGCAUCCAGGCCUUGGAGCAGCUGCAGCCAAGCGUGUCCUUGGAGCCGUCCGUUCGUCUGCCUGCCGGCCGGUCACCACUAGAGACUGUGGCCUGAUGGACGCCUGGUGUGGACGAUGAGGGAAGAACUCGCCUCCCACACCCCGCAGGUGACCCUGGAGCAAGGCCCAGAUGCCCUUGCGUGUUGGAACGAUGCGGCUGGCCUGCAUGUUCUCAUCCAUCCUGCUGUUCGGAGCCGCAGGCCUCCUCCUCUUCAUCAGUCUGCAGGACCCCACGGAGCUCAUCCCCCAGCAGGUGCCAGGAGUAAAGUUCAACAUCAGGCUACAACAGCCCCACAAUGACUUCCCACCAGGCAGUUCUCAAGAUGGUGACUUUAAGGCACUCACAGAGAGGGUCACCCAAGACUUGUCCAGUCGGGCACCGAGAGGCCCCAACUUGCUGGUGCCUGACCAACCUCAAGCCCACCCAAACAUGGGGGCCCGUGUGCGACCCCGGCAGCGCCGCCGCCGGCUGCUUAUCAAGAAAAUGCCAUCUGCAGCGGCCAUCCCGGCCAACAGCUCGGCCGGUCCCUUUGUCCGGCCUGCACCCCGGGCCCUGGACGGCCAUUGGCUCAGCCUGCACCACAGGCAGCAGGAGCGCAAGCGGGUGAUGCGGGAGGCGUGUGCCAAGUACCGUUCGAGCAGCAGCCGCAGGGCGGUCACGCCCCGCCACGUGUCCCGUAUCUUCGUGGAGGACCGUCACCGCGUGCUGUACUGCGAGGUGCCCAAGGCAGGCUGCUCCAACUGGAAGCGGGUACUCAUGGUGCUGGCGGGGCUGGCCUCGUCCACCGCCGACAUCCAUCACAACACGGUGCACUACGGCAGCGCCCUGAAGCGGCUGGAUACCUUCGACCGCCAGGGCAUCCUGCACCGCCUGAGCACCUACACCAAGAUGCUCUUCGUCCGCGAACCCUUCGAGAGGCUGGUCUCCGCCUUCCGCGACAAGUUCGAGCACCCCAAUAGCUACUAUCACCCGGUCUUCGGCAAGGCCAUCCUGGCCCGGUACCGGGCCAAUGCCUCUCGGGAGGCCCUGCGGACAGGCUCUGGCGUGCGCUUCCCCGAGUUCGUCCAGUACCUGCUGGACGUGCACCGGCCGGUGGGCAUGGACAUCCACUGGGACCACGUCAGCCGGCUGUGCAGCCCCUGCCUCAUCGACUAUGACUUUGUGGGCAAGUUUGAGAGCAUGGAGGACGAUGCCAAUUUCUUCCUGAGCCUCAUCCACGCGCCGCAGAACCUGACCUUCCCCCGGUUCAAGGACCGGCACUCCCAGGAGGCGCGGACCACAGCGCGGAUCGCCCACCAGUACUUCGCCCAGCUCCCCAUCCCGCAGCGGCAGCGCACCUACGAUUUCUACUACAUGGACUAUCUGAUGUUCAACUACUCCAAGCCUUUCGCUGACCUGUACUGAGGCGCGGAGCCGACUGGCUGUGUGCGCCCUGCCCACCCAUCGCCUGUCCGCGGGGCAUUCCAUUCUCCAUGGUUCCUCAGCCAAGAGAUCCCCAAGAGCAACGGGGCUCCGAGGACGUGAGGAGCCGUGGCUGCUGCAGACCCCUGGUGGGAGCCAGAGGCCCAGGCCUUGGCUUGGGACCCUGGUCCUUGUCCCACAUCCACUUCCUCACUCCUGGCUCAGGAAGAUGCUGGGAGGUGGGCCGGACACCCCAGGAGUCUCAGCUGCCCACACCCAGCUCAGCCAAGAGUCAGGAUGACCAGGGAAGUCUGAGGCCCAGAGGACAAAGGCCCAGCGGUAAGGGAUUUACUGCAGUCCCUUAGCCAUUGCCUUGUACCAAACCGCAGGUUUGCAGCUUUUCUACUACGCAGGGGGAGGUUCCCUUGGAAUAAGGUUCCAAAUAAAGCACAUGGUUUC
Messenger RNA from Rhinolophus ferrumequinum (greater horseshoe bat), 2161 nucleotides. It is a transcript of the gene CHST8, whose product is annotated as carbohydrate sulfotransferase 8. Gene Ontology annotation, cellular component: membrane. The transcript is spliced from 4 exons. The record is from RefSeq and is a predicted model, not a curated record. Bases 431 to 1705 code for a protein of 424 amino acids. Gene Ontology annotation, biological process: carbohydrate biosynthetic process; proteoglycan biosynthetic process. Gene Ontology annotation, molecular function: sulfotransferase activity. NCBI's taxonomy places the organism in Eukaryota, Metazoa, Chordata, Mammalia, Chiroptera, Rhinolophidae.